Molecule: messenger RNA, 1005 nt
Organism: Symbiodinium sp. CCMP2456
Lineage: Eukaryota; Dinophyceae; Suessiales; Symbiodiniaceae
Source: the annotation of a GenBank genome assembly
AUGACGAUUCAUGCCUACGCCGCUGCUGGCCCUGACGCCCCGUUUGAGGCGUUUGAAUUCGAUCCGGGCCCGCUCGGCUACGACCAGGUCGAGAUCGCGGUCGAGUACUGCGGCAUCUGCCACAGCGAUUUGAGUAUGCUGAAGAACGACUGGGGGAUGACCCAGUACCCGUUCGUCGGCGGACACGAGGUCGCUGGCAAGAUCGUGGCGCUCGGCGAGGGGGUGAAGGGUUUAGAGGCUGGCCAGCGUGUUGGCGUCGGUUGGACUUCGGGGUCGUGCCUGCGGUGCGACCAGUGCCUGUCGGGUUACCAAAACCGCUGCCCCGACGCCGAGGGGACGAUCGUGGCGCGACACGGCGGGUUCGCGGAUCGCGUCCGCGCUCAGGCGGCGUGGGCGAUUCCGGUCCCUGAUGGCGUCGAUCUGGCAGAUUGCGGGCCGCUGUUCUGCGGCGGGCUUACCGUGUUUGGGCCGUUUGUCGAGAACAACAUCAGCCCGACGGACCGCGUCGCGGUGGUCGGGAUCGGCGGGCUGGGGCAUAUGGCGAUUGGCUUCGCCCGGGCGUGGGGAUGCGAGGUGACCGCCUUCAGCACGUCGCCCGACAAAGAAGCGGAAGCCCGCGAAAUGGGCGCCCACCACUUCCUCAACACUCGUGACGCGUCGCAGCUAGCGGCCGCCGCGGGGAGCUUCGACAUGAUCUUGGUGACGGUGAACGUCGCCCUUGACUGGGACGCGUACGUCGCCGCCUUGCGUCCCGGCGGGAAGUUGCACCUGGUGGGGGCGGCGGAAAAAGUCUCGGCGACGGUCUUUCCUCUAAUCUUGGGCCAGAAGGCGAUCACCGCCUCGCCGACGGGAGGGAUUGUCACCGCCCGCAAGAUGAUUGAGUUCUGCGACCGCCACGCCCUCAAGCCGACGAUCGAAGAGUUCCCGAUGAGCGAGAUCAACGCGGCGUUCGAGCACCUGGAGUCGGGCAAGGCCCGGUACCGCAUCGUCCUGGCGGCGGGCUAG